Cooperia oncophora is the source of this 375-nucleotide messenger RNA. NCBI's taxonomy places the organism in Eukaryota, Metazoa, Nematoda, Chromadorea, Rhabditida, Trichostrongylidae. The record is from the annotation of a GenBank genome assembly.
AUGCAUAUUUUCCUGCAGAUAUGGUUGUCAUACAAGAGACAGACCGGAGGUCGAGUGGCGGUGCAUUCUUGGCCAACAACUUCGAGCAUGGUUGACGAUCUUCCCGACUACUUCGUGCCCUCAAGCGGAUUUUCGCAUCCAUUAGAAGAGCAGUUGGAUCAGGUGACUCAGUGGCUCAGCCUGCCUUCCUCAACACGUCCAGGUCUAGUUGUGGUAAGCAAUGACGACUUAGUGAGAACGCUUCAGAAAGAAGGAUCGGGCGAAGCAGUAGCCAACGUGCUCGAUAGGAUUGACCGGACACUGGACUCCUUCUUCUCACGGCUUCUGCAGGCUAACAUUCUUGGCUGCGUGAAUAUCGCAAUCGUCUCGGAUCAA